This is a messenger RNA of Panonychus citri (citrus red mite), 1340 nucleotides long. RefSeq lists its product as uncharacterized. Bases 108 to 1265 code for a protein of 385 amino acids. The record is from RefSeq and is a predicted model, not a curated record. Lineage: Eukaryota; Metazoa; Arthropoda; Arachnida; Trombidiformes; Tetranychidae. The transcript is spliced from 2 exons.
GAAAGGGAUCACAUGUUUUGAGAAUUUGUUUUUAUUUUUAUUUUUUGUUUUAAUUGUUUCUCUUUAAUUGUUCAUGAGAUUAAUGAGAUUCAGGUUAAUUGUUUGAAAUGUUUCUUGGUUUGACAAUUAAAUCUCUGAGAAAUGGUUUAAGUUUCUCUUCGGGUUCUUUCACUUGUUCUACUUCAUCAUUUCUUUCACCUCGGAUAACCUCUUGUCUUUUGGUUCCAUCAACUGGUGAUACUUUUGUUCAAUCACGAAACUAUGCUGCCCGUAAAGGUACACGAAUUAAGAGAGCAAUUGAAGCUCGAAGACGGGCACUUGUCCGUAAAUCAAUGCCUAAAACAGAGAGAAAGAAAGGUUUUCAUCAUGAAAGAGCUUCGGCAAAAGUUCAAGUUGUUCGUUCUGAUCCAACUGGUUUACCUCCGCCACCAGAUGAUGUUUAUUAUUCACAAGGUUUUGUGGUUCCUAGUUACUCAUUUAAAGAAGCUCUUAAAAUGCACCGAGAAGCUCAUUCAUCGACAAUGUGGGGAGCAGAAUCGACCCUGUUACAUACACGAAUUGAACUCUACAUGAAAGCCAAAAAGAAAACCAAAUUUCAAGAAGCCUUCUCAUCAACUGUUACCUUUCCUCAUCCAUUUGAAUUAAAAAGGAGAAGUCGGAUAAUUGCAGUGGUAAAAACAGUUGAAGAACAAGAAGCCGCUAAAGCCGCUGGGGCCAUUCUAGCGGGAGGAGAUGAUAUCAUUAGGAAUAUUAAAUCAGGUCUAAUUUCCAACAUAGAUUAUGAACAUCUUGUUGUUCAUACCGAUAUGUUGAUUCCAUUGACAGCGAUUCGAGGUAUUCUUGGCAAUAAUUUUCCAAGCAAAUCGAAGGGAAAUUUCGGAAAUGAUAUUGUUUCGUUGGUUAAAAAGUUUUCCGAAGGUUAUGAUUACGAGUGUAAGAAAAAUAUUUCCCAAGACAAUUUUGGUUACAUCGAUCUACCAAUCGGUAAUUUAAAUAUGGCAGAUGAUCAAUUAGCCGCUAAUCUACUUGCUCUUCUCAAAGAUGCUGAAAGAUGUCGAGCCGCUGAAGCUCCAGGCCAAUUUCCGGAAACAGUUUGGUUAAUAUCUAAUGAAACUAGUGAACAAUUUAAAGUAAAGUUCUGGGAACUUUCUGACCAAUAUGUUGACCUUUUCAAUUCAGAUGCUUUUCCCGACCAAGUAACGGCCAUUUUGAAAACCAUUAAAUCAGAAAAUUCAUCCGCUCAAAAAGACCAGACAAAUAAAUGAAACAAUUAGACGAAAAUCAUUCAAAUCUGUAUAGUAAUUAACUAGUUGGAAUAAAUUGUUCUCACCAAAAAAAAA